AUGCACGCUUCGUGCCUGACACAGUUUGUCUUCGUGACUCUUAAUGCAUUCUUGUUGUUCGUUGUGGCGAACAAUGACUUUUGUGCAAGCGUUUUUGAAACUCAUGUUGAUUUCACUUUACUUGAUCACGUCAUCAACAAAACUGAUGUUGCCGACGAGCUUGAAUGUCAGCUAAAAUGUAUGGGAAACAAAAGUUGCAAGUCGUUUAAUGUUCACCGCUAUGGCAAUAAUGCGAAGAAGCUUUUCGAGCUCAACAACAAAACCCGGCAGAUGAAGCCAGGUGAUUUUAAACGGAAGAAAGGAUCUACAUACUAUGGUUCAGUUCAGGGCACUUGUGUGGAUGUUUCUCGUCAGCGAAGCGGCAAAACGAAGGGCAGCCAGUGUCAUCCGAACUACAAAGGAAAAUUGUGCCAAACACUGAGACUUGGCCAGUCUGCUGCAAAUCCUGGAAAAUCUUGCAAGCAUAUUCUUGAAUCAAAAGACUCUGAAGGAGAUGGGGAAUACUGGAUCGACCCUGAGGGCAAAGGAAAUCCUUUGAAGGUCUACUGUGAUAUGAAAACUGACGGAGGAGGCUGGUUACUUGUAGCAAACUUUGUUUUGAACUCUACUUCACCCCCUGACUGGACCGCUGAGUCAUCAUACCGCGUAAUCAGAAACUUUGCCAACAACAAAAUGGGUAUCUCAGUGAGUGCACUGAAAGAACUCAGGUCACACUUGUCUUUCACUCAGCUACGAUUCCACUGCAGUAAGAAACAAGGUCGUACGUUCCACGUGACCACGGUCAGUAACAGCACCGGUGAAGCUGUGGUUGAGUACUUCAGCGGCCAGAAGGAUAUGCGUCCCGAUUCAUGUGGGUCUUUUCAGAGAAUGGAAGACGACAACUCUAAGUUGGUCAUUGAGUGUGAGAGUUGGAGUAAUGACGGAAAAUGGGGAUUUAAUGGAGGCGAUGUGGAACGGAGGCUGUACACAGGGUUCGCACGCGUUCCACGCAGCUAUCCUUGGAAUAUACUAGAUGGAUCCUGGUAUUGCGAUGAUUGGGAUCAUGACCCCGUUUCGCCAGGAGAUUUUUGGAAAAUCUAUGUGCGCUAAAUAAUUAGUUCAACCAAAUAUCAAAACAAUGUUUGGUUAAGUUUUGACCCAGGGUGGAACUACAAUUUCUCACUCUGUAAAAAGACAAACAAAUUGCUUUCAGUCAUUCGUUUGUUGACGCACGUCAUAAGAUGAAAACCUCGGUUGUAAGAUUUUCAGGUUUGCACGAUAACCUCAACACUAGCUUGUUCUCAUAAUGAUCGGUGUUUUAUCGCUAUACAUUUUCUUUUUAAUUAAGUAGUGUUAUAAAGUAGUUUGUCAUAUCUUGUAUAUGCGUUGGCAUUUUGCAUGAUGACAAGGACAA
Pocillopora verrucosa is the source of this 1393-nucleotide messenger RNA. The record is from RefSeq and is a predicted model, not a curated record. Lineage: Eukaryota; Metazoa; Cnidaria; Anthozoa; Scleractinia; Pocilloporidae.